CUUGCACUCAAGUGAUUUCCACAAAUGGCGAUGGCUCCGACAAUGGCAACCGCGCCAACAACCGGCCGGUGGAGCAUGGCGUCUCUCCGCGCAGCUCUUCCGCCACUCAAGUCCACCUCUGUGAGAGUUUCUUCACGCGCCGCCACUAAAUGCCAUUCGCUUCCUCGCUCUUACGUCGGUCUCUCUCCGGCUAAACCCCUCAUGUCCCUUGGCUUUUCCGAUCGUACAGGUUUUGGGAACAAUUUCACCAUUGUUGAUAAUGGUUCUCGAUUUUUUGCAAUGAGGCAUGGCAAACGAGUACCAAAGCUCAACAGGCCUCCUGACCAACGACGGGCACUUAUACGAGGCCUUACCACUCAGCUUCUUAAACAUGGAAGGAUUAAGACAACCAGGACAAGAGCAAGUGCCAUUAGGAAGUUCGUCGACAAGAUGAUCACCUUAGCAAAGGAUGGUUCUCUUCACAAAAGGAGGCAGUCUCUGGGUUUCAUUUAUGAGAAGCAGAUUGUCCAUGCCUUGUUUGCUGAGGUUCCAGACAGGUAUGGGGAUAGAGAUGGUGGAUAUACUAGAAUUAUUAGAACACUGCCAAGGCGAGGGGACAAUGCGCCCAUGGCAUACAUUGAACUUGUCUAGGCACUUCUCGAAGCUGAUUCUACAACAUCUUUAAGUAAUUAUGACACUAGUCUUUGUAAUGAGAAUUCUAAAUCUGUUGACUUUGAUAUUCCCGUGUUGGUAAAUUUCAUCUCUUUAGCAUUUAGCAGCCAUCAUUCUUUAGAUGAUUUGUAGGACACCGGAGUGCUAUUUUCUUGUCUGGAAAAAGAGUUUGCCUUAAAGAUAUGGGAAAGGUGGAUAAGAAUUUAUGUGUCCCAUGUUCCCAUUACAUUCAAUUGUAAAAGUGCAAAGAGCAAGAAGCAGGUAGAGUAUACUAAAUAUUAGGUAAAGUGGAAAACUGUAUCAAGCUUUAGCUGCAAGUACUGUGGAGUUGAAUUACUUUAUAUAGGAAUUUGUAGGAGUGGAAUAUGAGAGGGGCCACCGGGCCAGGAAUUAGUAAUUAGUUGCGUAAGUUAGUAUGGAAUCUUAGUUGCCUUUAAUUGGUGAUUCUUGGAAAACAUAUUUCAAUAAAGUUAUAUUCUUCUU
Messenger RNA from Rubroshorea leprosula, 1134 nucleotides. NCBI's taxonomy places the organism in Eukaryota, Viridiplantae, Streptophyta, Magnoliopsida, Malvales, Dipterocarpaceae. The record is from the annotation of a GenBank genome assembly.